AUGGCUGGAAUCGCUGCCGGUCGUUUGCUAUACGAGAGAAGGGAUUGGCUCAGAAAUCCUCUUCCUGAUUUUAUUGCGAAGCCAAGUGUGAACGCAGAUGGAAUUGGAGUGAAUGUAUUCAAUUGGGAAUGUGCCAUUCCUGGACCAGAAGGAACGAUUUGGGAAGGAGGGUUGUUCAAACUUCGAAUGAUUUUCAAAGAUGAUUUUCCUUUAAUUCCUCCAAAAUGUCGUUUUGAGCCGACAAUCUUCCAUCCAAAUGUCUUUCCGAAUCAUAUAGCUUGUCUGAACCUGUUGUACAAUGACUGGCGUCCAACAGUCACUAUCAAACAAGUGUUGUUGGCAAUUCAAGAUUUGUUGGUUAAUCCAAACCUGGAGGAACCUGUUCAAGCUGAAGCCUAUUUAAUUUGUACCCAAAACCGUCAGGAAUAUGAACGUCGUGUGCGCGAACAAGCUCAACGUUUUUCAUGGGAAGUGGUUGAAAUGGAAAUGUUUGGUUAAAUUAUAAAGUAUUUUUUGUGUAAUCAUGGAUUUUUUGAGAGAACGAAACUUCCCCGGACCCAUUUUUGCUUUUAUUUUAUAAAUAAGAUCAACCCACUUCUCCGUUUACUCUUGGGUGGGAAGGGAUGUGGACAUGGUUUUUUGACAUUGGGUGGUCUAACAACAAAUGCCUUAUUUGACGCAGCUCCCUGGGAAGAUUCUCCGUUCAAGAAUCAUUCAGGAUUUCAUACCGUUCCGAACACCAAAUGUUUUUGGCAUUGG
Messenger RNA from Meloidogyne enterolobii, 759 nucleotides. The record is from the annotation of a GenBank genome assembly. NCBI's taxonomy places the organism in Eukaryota, Metazoa, Nematoda, Chromadorea, Rhabditida, Meloidogynidae.